Molecule: messenger RNA, 300 nt
Organism: Saprolegnia parasitica CBS 223.65
Lineage: Eukaryota; Oomycota; Saprolegniomycetes; Saprolegniales; Saprolegniaceae
Exons: 3
Coding region: 73-300 (75 amino acids)
Source: RefSeq, a predicted model, not a curated record
ACUUUUUCCACGUUUGACGAGGACGACGAGCAGCCGCUUGAGUGCUUUGAGCUCUUUCAGACGUAUGAGCGCAUGCACGAAGCCAUGAUAGCUGCGUUCCUCAACGUCGAGCAGAUGACACCUCGAGAGCUCUACGACAUCCUGUCGAGCGUCCAAGGGACGAUGCGCGAUUCGGACGCGUACGAGAGCCUCUCGAUGCUGCUGUCGGCGCUGGAUUUCGCGUGCUUCGGCCGGCGCAUGCGCGACGAAGCCAUCGACCAGCAGCGCGCGGCCAAGGAUGCCGACGACAUGGGCUUCUAA